UCUUUCACGUGAACGCCACGGACGUUCGCGUCAUUACAGUCGUAUUUAUUUCCAGAACGCAUCGCCCGAUAGAUAACGACGAUAGUUGAAGCCUAGCGCGAGCAACAUCAACAGGAACGCGAUGAAAAAUGUUAACACCUAGAAGUCUGCGAAUGUGGUCACAUAUUCCUUCGUCGAGAAUGCGCGCAAACCGUUGCAACGCGGUUAAGCAAUACGUCAGUGAAGUUACGAGGCGCUCGGAACGGAACGUUCUCCAAAAUGGCCGCCGCGACGAGCUGUUCGGUCGUUUGAAUCGGUUCACAAGGAAGUCCCGUUGACUCGAAAUGUAUCUUGUUAUACAGUGAAUAUAAUCGUGCGUGAAAAGUGAAUGAACAUUUUCGUGAACUUCAUCGAACCGCCAGCUGUAUCGCGCCGCGAGGGUUCGCGUUUACAACGAACGCGUGAACUAACGGUGAGCCAGCAGGGUUAAAGAACUGUCGGCAAUUAUCGUGGCGACGAGGACGUCAAUAGAAAGUAAUCCAGCGUUCAUUAAUAUUUAAAAGCCGUUACGACAAUUUGUAACUUUCGAACUGGGUCACGGUCCAAUCAGGCAACGAGUAGAAUGGAGUGGAAGACGUUCCGACUUCUGCUCCCUUGCCAAAUAAUUACUUAACGCUCGCGUUGAGGCUGUCUGUGUGACGAUUCUAGGAAACGUAGAAGCCGAUUAUUCUUUUAAGAGAACCUCGUCGAAUUCUAUUUUCUCUGAUAGCGACAUCCACGAGUACAAUGUUGAAUGUUCUGUAAAUGAUCUCUGUGAACCUUGCGAAACCAAAGGAAAUAUAGUUCUCGAAAGAAUAGUUCGUUGGAAAGUUUACGAUACAGUUCGCCUUGUUCGAAUACGAAAAUCAUCGCAGAUAAUCACCGCAGAACGAUUCGUAUCAGAGAUAUACCGUGUUUCGGAAUCCUAAGCCCGUGUAAUAUAUUUACCGCUGAAAUGCCAGUGGCUUUUAUCGCGUCACCGUCUACGACUGACUUUAAUAGAUUACACACUCGAACCUGUUUGUAAUUAGAUAACGUGUUCCAUACCGAGGUAUGCGUUAUUGUGCUCCUACGUCGGAAAGAAGAAACACUUCGUUGCGUUCCUUCGUUUUAUUCUACCUCUGUUGAAAUCCACUAUCGCGUUAACAAUGUAUUCCUGGUACUCAAUACCAGAUUUCCAAACACUAUUUACGAAGAUUCAUUUCCGACAUGGUUCAAGAAUAUAGUAAAAUAAUCGACAAAAGUGUCCUGACUUAGAAUGCAACGCAACGAAGAAAUCCACUAGCAUGAUUUUUCUAGAUCAAGUGAAAAUCGAUACUGAUUAAGGAAUCGGUAAAUUCUCUAGAAACGAGAUAUUCGCUAAAAGUGCGUUCUACCUUUUUAAAUGAGAAUCACGAGGAUCCCUUUCUCGGGUUGAUCGAUAAUUCACGCGAUAAUGCUAGGGAAUAAUAAGUUCGUUGAAUGUCGGUGUUGAGGUACCUUGAAUUUCGUGGACAGAACGUUUCUUGUUGGUCAUGGCGCUCGAAAUUGCUAACACCACCUGUCCCUGUAACGUUAAGAUGAGUACUGAUCCGUCCUUUCAAUUCCGUUAUCAUCUUACGUCUAUCGCCGCUUAUCAAUCGAAACAUGCAAGCCGACAAUUAAUUCCGGAGUGAUUUAUCGCGAUUCGAUACAGAGAGAGGGAGAGAGAGAGAGAGAGAGAGAGAAUUGAUUCAGAUACAGACCGAUCCGACGAAAUUCGGCGUAGUCCGUUGAAGUCCCCGGGGCGAAGACCAAACGGAACUCGUCAUCGACCAUCAUCCUCGUUGUCCCCGUCGUCAUCGUAACCGAGUUUCGUCGGCGAACUGCAUUCGUAACUGGCUUCAACGAAAACGACGUAAUGUAUCAUCGUCGAACGUACUUCCUCGACAUGUGUCAUUUGUUUAAACAACAUGUUUCACCCGAGGCACGUGAACCGAGUGGCCAUACUCCUCGAUGACCUCGUCAGAACAGGAUAAAGAAACAAAACGGGUGAGUGAAUGUGAAAAUUCUGCUUAUUUACUGGAUACCAGGUUAACCCGAGCUAAAUCGAACAUUAACGAACAGAUCGAUUGUAUGGACCAUACUCGUAAUCCAGAGAAUCUCUUGAUUCUAAUAUCGAGCAUCGAUCGAUCUCCAUUCUUCGAGUAGGGUCGACGGAAAUUGAACACUAUCGGGAACAUUUAAUUCCCAGAUAAGCGUGUUCAACAAUUCUGUUUUGGACAACAAAGGAAGUACUCCAGCCGCGCGCUUAAUCGAACUUAAUUACGCGGGAAACUUUAAUUAUCGAUAACUCUGUUUACUUUCCUCGAUUCCCGUGUCCACGAUAACAAUAUUCCGUGGAAGCUUUCUAAAGAAAAUCGUCGUGUUCGUUCGCUGAAUUUUAUUCAUUUUUAUUAUUUUAUUCGAUACGCGUGUAUAUACGUUAUCAACGGCGAUGAUUAAAGUUCUAGUUGGAAUUGUAGAUGAAAUAAAUGGUUUUAUAAUGAUAGAAAUAAUGCGAUUCGAAUGUCGCGAUGUUUGCGAAAUGACGGCGUUUAAUAAAUUAUGUGAAUUCCCACCGCCCCGUGGCGCUACCCAGGAGCGGGCAGGUCGCCGCUGGUGAAAGAGGAAUAGUGACGAACGGGAGAAACAAAAUGAAACCGAGAAAGCAUUUAUGUGUGCAGCGACAUACCUGUCACGGUCUGUGUCACUUUAUUCUUCUUCCGACUGUCCAUAUUUUCGCCUAUAUUUGAGCCUAUACGAUGAGCCAGAUAAAAUGCAGCUCGACUGCCAUAAAGUCUCGCUCCGUGCACCUUGCACGGAGAUAGCCAUUUGACACGAUGUCCUUGAAACACUGCAUCUAAAUAUGGAGUAGACAAUUCAAAUCCAACUCGUAAGAAACAGUGGGAAACUAUACGGGAAACGAUAGACUCCUGAGCAACGAUAGGAUCUUGAGAAUUGGAAAAAUGUACGUAGGUGGUCGAACCGCGAAAACGAUAUUGUUGAGACGCAGUAUGCUCCAUGGACGUUGUCAAUGCUCACGAAUGGUUUACAGAUGUUGGAAUUAGAACGAGAAACGAAUAGUCUAAAGUAAAGAGAGUUUUCCUAUCGAUUUUCCUAGAGGAAGAUCUUGCAAUGUUGUGAUGGAUCGAUAAGCGAAGAUCGACCUUCCCUAUAAAGCUGGUCGAAGGAGCAUUUCUGAUCAUAGAGUUGAAACAAACGAGAUUUCUUAUCCGAGGAAACAAUUAAGUUGUACGAAUAGAAUAGGAAACGAAUACUGUUGAUUGAACACCCCUAGCGGUGCUUUCACUAACCGGUGUAAUUUCUUACAGAUUCUAUAGUUUCUCAGAGUAUGGAGCAGGAAAAAUAAAAUAACACGAUAGAUGCCGCACGUCGGUGUACGGUCGGUUAUGUAGUGUAUAUGUGUUCAUGUCGUAUAUACUCUUCUCUCGCUCGAGCCGAGGACUGAGAUCGUUGUUUGGAAAACAAAUCGAUAGAACAGUUUUUGGAAUGAUGUACUUUUAUCUGUAACGUUAGAUCGUAGUGAAGCGGUAAAUCGGAUACAGGAUUGCCUAGGGCCUACGAGAACGUUAAUGCGGGCCUGAGGAUCGGACUGGUAAGGCGUUGUUGGCUUCGGAUAAAAUCGGGAUCGGAUAAAAUCGGGUCGGACGAACUGAGUCACAACCAGCUGAGGAGUGGGACGCGUUCGAUUACACUCGCCCGUUACAGAACUCUGGGGAACACGCACUAUGGGGUUCGAUUUGACCCGAUUUCAAGGCGAAGUUGAUCAGGAACUGAUUUGCCCAAUAUGCUCCGGAGUCCUGGAGGAUCCAGUCCAGGCACCUGAAUGCGAGCACACGUUUUGUCGCACAUGCAUUACCGAAUGGAUAAAGAGGCAAGCAAUUUGUCCUUUGGACCGCACACCAAUUGCCUCUGAACAACUCAGAGCAGCUCCCAGAAUUCUAAGAAAUCUAUUGGCACGUCUUUGUAUCAGUUGUGAUAAUAUCAUGGAAGGAUGUCAAGUGAUAAUCAAAUUUGAUAGUCUUCUUUCACAUUUGGAACACUGCGAAUACAAACCUGAAAGACCUAUGUUGUGCGAGCAAGGAUGUAGCCUUGUUAUUCCCAGAAACGAGUUGAAAGAUCAUAAUUGCGUGAAAGAACUGAGGAACAUCAUACAUACGCAAGAACAGAAACUCGAAGAUAUGAAGCGUGAAAUGAGUGAACAACAAUUACAAAUAACUGAGAACAGGAGAGAAUUACACCUUAUCAAAGAUUCUCUUAGAGCAUUGAAAUUUCCAGAUCCUGUUAUAAAAAACACAUAUAAUUAUGUUGAAAGCGUUGAAAUUGAAAGAUGGUCUGCUAGCCUCCCCCGAGCAAAAGUAACUAGAUGGGGAGGAAUGAUUUCUACACCCGAUAGAACAUUGCAGGCAAUGAUAAAGGUCAUUUUAAGACAAUAUAAUUGUCCACGUCACAUAAUUGAUGAAUUGACAGAAAAUUGUCAUGAAAAAAACUGGCCUUGUGGAUUAAGUUCUCUUGAAACAAGACAGAAUUCUAGACGACUAUACGACACUUAUGUUUGUAAACGAGUACCAGGCAAACAAAUAGUGAUAGCUCUCUAUUGCGAUAAUAAACACAUGCCACAAUUUAUGAUGACUCCACCUGGACUAGUGAUGAUUUUUGCACAUGGUAUUGAGUAAUGUUUUGUACAGAUGCUGUGCGCAUGUGAAAGAUAUUUUGAUGUCCAUUUAUUUUGUUGUUUGUUACGAUCACCGUGAUUAAUCUUCAAGGUGUAUGGGAUAUCUUUGUAAUUAUAUGCUGAUACUGGGAUAUUUACAUAAUAUGUCUGUAUUACGCAUUUCUGACGCAGGAUAUCGUUCAAAAAGUAUUGGAACGAACAAAUGGCAUAUGCCUUUUGUAAUAAACAAUUGUACAGUUGCAAUUGCCAUGUAAUAAAAAUCUAAUUGAUUGUCUGGAUUGUUACACUGUGAUAUACUACAGUAGUGGUCUCGUAGUGCGCACAGUUCAAGAGUUUCCGGUCGAAAAGUUAUUUCUAUUGCCUUGGUGUUAAAUCAAAUCACAGAGAUUGAAACUCUCAUGAACUAAAUUCGAAUAGCCCAAAAUCAUUUAUUCGAUAACAUAAAAAUACAAUUUCGAACUGUUUCUGACUGAUGCGAAUGAGAAACACGAGAAGCACUACGAGAAUCGCGAAAGCCGUGCAUUAUGGAAGCCAUUAUUGUACUGCAUUGAAAAAGUUCCUGAAAUCGCGUGAUAAAUAGUGUGCAGCCUUUUAGUUAUCAUUAAAAUGAGAGAUCCUGUAUGUACAUUUCCGGAAAUUCAACUCUCUUCGUUCGACUUCAUUGAACGGAGCAACUACUUAUCAACUAUUUCAGGAAAUUUUCCUACAUACAUAGAAAUCUGUAAGUGUUUUACUAUAAUACUUUAGACGAGUAAGAAAAAAAAGUAUAGAAAUUAUCGGUAUGGUAAUGGCAACUUUAAGAUUUCAAUGUGUUCUAAAAGAUAAGUC
Messenger RNA from Nomia melanderi (Alkali bee), 5542 nucleotides. NCBI's taxonomy places the organism in Eukaryota, Metazoa, Arthropoda, Insecta, Hymenoptera, Halictidae. The record is from RefSeq and is a predicted model, not a curated record.